AUGAUUGUCUGGCUUGUCCUAACUCUACUGCUAUUGCUUGGAUUCCGCCGGGUGGUGCUCCCACCACGGAGUUUCCCCUCCAAUAUCCCUACCAUUCCUUUCUACGUCUCAUUUCUCCCUUUAAUAACGGGAUGGGACCAAACUCAAGUAUACGAAAAGUACUUGAGAAAGCCGUUUGAAACCCAUGGUACCGUCAAUCUUUACUUUGCUGGCCGCUGGAACGUCGUUUUCGCUCGUCCUGACUACGUGCUUACGUUAUGGAAACAUGUGGAUAAAUUUACGAAAUCAGGCAACCAACACAAGAUCCCGUACUCGGUGCUUGCUCACUACACUGGUGAUAAUAUCAUCAGUGCUCACGGUGACGCCUGGAAGCUAUACCGUCGCAUUAUGGCACCGGCUAUCCAAAACCCUGACUGUUCCCAAAUUGCCACGAAUACCGCCGAUAUCGUCACCAAACUUGAUCAGCAACCAUUUGCACCACUACUACAAAACUUGGCGUUGACAAAUGUUGCUGAACUGGUGCUUGGUGUUGAUAUUGAUAUCGAUUAUUGGCUGCCACAAAUUAACGGGAUCAAAAAAGUGAUCUUCAAACCGAUGUACAUGGCGUUCGCUUGGCUUGAUCUUAUUGUGCCGUCGAGAUGGCUAGUUAAACGGCAAAUCGCUCAGUUUAGACACGAUUUCACGCGAACUCUUACGACCAAUAGUCGUCAAGGUGGAGCCAUUGAUCGCCUCUACCAGCUGCUUCUCCACGACGACAUCACCGAAAAGCAAUUUGAGGAUAAUGCCAUUAUCCUAAUGGUUGCCGGCCACGAAAACCCUUUAUUAUUCAUGUUUUCGCUACUCUAUGUGGUUGCGAAAUACGGGUUAGCACCACAAAUCCGGGCUAACCCCGAUGACUUAAAUCCAGUGAUGUACGAAACGCUCCGAUUAUAUCCUCCCUUGGGGCAAAUUGUCAACCGUAAGACAUCUGUACCUAUAGAGGUCAAUGGUAUUCGAAUCCCUCAGAAUACUUAUGUUGGCUACCAUAAUUAUGCUACUGGAAGGGACCCACUGAUUUGGGUAAAUCCUGAUUUAUUUGACCCAUCUCGCUGGGGGAGUACUCCGGAACAAGUGAAAGCUAAUUACGAACGUGCUAAACGGAUGGCUCAUUUGCCUGCCUUUCAUGGAAGAAAGAGGGCGUGUUUGGGCCAGAAAUUCGCCUUACAUCAGUGUACUGAGCUCGUUAUGGCCGUGGUCAACCGCUACAACGUUGCAUUAGAUCCCGAAUGGGUAGAAAAGUGGACGCCAGCGGGACCCAUUUGUCCCGUAAACCUCAAAAUGAAGUUUACCAAAGUAGAUGAAGAAAACUAG
Molecule: messenger RNA, 1350 nt
Organism: Diutina rugosa
Lineage: Eukaryota; Fungi; Ascomycota; Pichiomycetes; Serinales; Debaryomycetaceae
Gene: DIT2
Product: putative cytochrome
Exons: 1
Coding region: 1-1350 (449 amino acids)
Molecular function (GO): iron ion binding; heme binding; monooxygenase activity
Source: RefSeq, a predicted model, not a curated record